AUGUCAGGCAAGAAAAAACAGUAUUCAAAGGAGAAGUUAAACGAGGCAGUUGAGGAAGUAAAGGCAGGAGCAAGCUUAAGAGAAACAGCAAAAAAAUUUGGCAUUCCCCACACCACUCUACAGGACUAUAAAAAAAACAAAUAUGUCCACAACCCUCAUCCUAAUUCGGCCCUGACACCUGGAGAGGAAGAGGUUCUCCUUUCCUUUAUAUUUUGGAUGGCAGACCAUGGCUUCCCAGUUACUAGAUCCCUUGUCAAAGCUCUGGCUGUUGGGAUUAUUAAAGAGAGUGGCAGAAGCGAGACCACCACCGUAAACCUGGAGAAGGGGCCAAGUGAUGUGUGGUGGUCCAGGUUUAAGGCCCGCCAUCCAGAAUUGGCCUCAAGGACGGCAGAUUCCCUGGACAGAGCCAGAGUCCAUGGUGCUACACCGGAGGCCAUUGAGGCAUUCUUCAGGCUGCACGAGGCCCUUUAUGAGAAGCAUAACCUGGAGUACAAGCCACAUCUCAUUUAUAAUUGCGAUGAGACUGGCUUUGGAGACAAGCCUCGGUCCAGGGAGAAGGUCCUGUGCCAGACUGGAAGGAAGCAUGUUUACCAACAGCAGCAGACAACCAGGGAGCACAUCACUGUCCACUGCUGUGUGAAUGCAGCCGGAGACAGCAUUCCACCCUUCAUAAUUUACCCCGGCUGCCUCCCAAGUAAUGCCUAUAGGCUGGAUGGGCCCCCCAAUGCCCUGUAUGUCAUCCAGGAGAAGGGAUACAUGGACUCCGAGCUCUUCCUGAAAUGGCUCCACCAUUUCAUUAGGUAUGCGCCUGAGGAGAGACCACUAAUUUUAAUCAUGGACCAACACGAGACACACGUAUCUAAAGAAGUAAUCAUGUUCUGCAGAGAAAAGAAUAUUGAAAUUCUCUGCCUACCUGCCCACACCACGCACAUACUACAGCCCCUUGAUAUUGCGGUCUUCAACCCACUGAAGACUGCUUUCUCCACCAUGGCUUCCAGGAUGGGUCUGGUGCGAGGGGACAUUGUUGUGGGGAAGAAGCAGUUUUCAGCUCUCCUCAAACAUGUCUAUCCCACUGCUGUCACAGCCCAAAACAUUAAGGCCGGGUUUCGCAAGGCUGGCAUUUUUCCUCUGUCAAGGGCUGCUGUGGACACAACCAAGGUGGUGAGAGUGCUCCCAUCUGUAGAUGGAAGUGAUGCCACACAAUCCAGCCCUGCCGCCACUCCCUCAAUCACACCAUCCAUCGCUCCUACCGUACCAUCCAUCGCUCCCACCACACCAUCCAUCACGUCACCUACUGACAUAUCAGUCAUAACUCAAACACCUUGCCCCACCUGUAAUAUUAAUAAAGUGGGUCACAAAAAUUACCUGGUGGCAGCAGGUGUAAUACCAGAGAGUCUGGCUAACGUCCUCAUGAGCCCAGCCCUGGAGAGGAAGGAGAAGGUGAGGCGUCGCAUUCCGCUGCCAGCCCGAGUCAUCACUAGCGAUGAGUAUUUUGACCUGCUGGUAGAGAAAGAAACCGAGGAGAAAGACAAGGAAGAAAAGAAGCGAAAGCGUAAGGAAGAGAUGGCAAAGAAGAAGGAGGAAAAAAAAACAAGCCCAGGAGGCCAAAAGGCAAAAAAAUCAGGCACCUCCUCCUACUGAAAAUGGAGAACACUGCGCUCUCUGUCGUAGAGUG
Molecule: messenger RNA, 1675 nt
Organism: Cyprinus carpio (common carp)
Lineage: Eukaryota; Metazoa; Chordata; Actinopteri; Cypriniformes; Cyprinidae
Product: tigger transposable element-derived protein 6-like
Exons: 2
Coding region: 1-1641 (546 amino acids)
Source: RefSeq, a predicted model, not a curated record